AGUAAGUGCCCUGAAGUCACCGAGAUCUUUUCAAAAUGUCACCGCAAGCAAAGGACGAAGAUGUUAGCCAAAGGAAGGUCAUCAUUCCGGAUUGGGUUAAGCCGGAAGCCUUCGAGCAUCUGCUUAAAAGAAAGGUCAAUGAUUAUAAGGAGACGAAAUCCAUGAGGGUUAAAGCAGGAGUCGCUGCUGGUGAGAACUACGCCACUAUAAUGCUUAGAAUCGAGCUGGAUGUGGAGAAAAAAGAUAAAUCCCAGACAACUAAGGCAUUCAUGCUAAAGACUCCCCAUCAGUCUGAGCUGUAUCGGAAAAUGAUAGAAAAGACAGAUAUUUUUGAUGUGGAGCGUGGAAUGUAUUUGGAAGUGGUUCCCGAACUAGAACAACUGUAUCGCGAUGUGGGUCUGGAGGUGAAGUUUGGAGCAGAGGCUUACGAGUUAGAAGCCAGCGAUUACUAUGUCCUUCUAGAGGACCUUCGCCCACGUGGUUUUAGGAACAUUAAUCGCCUCGAAGGCAUGGAUCAGGCUCAUACAGAGAGUGUGCUAAAGAAAUUCGCACAGUGGCAUGCGGCUUCUGCCGUUAGAGUGGAAACAAAAGGACCUUACCAGGAGAAGUACACGAAGGGGUUUUUAAAGAACGAGGAAAUCGUGGAUGCGUUUUGUACUCGUAGCUUGAAAAUAUUUAUGGAAAACAUAGAGCUGUUUAAAGAUUACAAGUCUUAUCUAAAGGAUUUGCAAAUCGCCUGUGCCAAGACAUUGGAUAUUGUGGACAGCCUAAACAAUCCUGAACCUGAUGAGUUCAAAGUAUUGAAUCAUGGCGAUGGUUGGUCCAAUAACAUUAUGUUCCAGUACAAUGAGAACAACGAAAUACAGGACACCUAUUUCGUUGAUCUUCAAAUCCCCAAGUGGGGAUCAGUGGCGCAGGAUUUGUACUACUUCUUGAUGUCUUCCACAAGUUUAGAUGUGAAAACAUCAAAAUUUGAUUACUUCAUUUGGUUUUACCACUUGGAAUUGGUUAAGCACCUCAAACUACUGAAUUACUCAAAAAAACUGCCCACUUUAAGGAGUAUUAAUGAUGCCCUCAACAAAUAUAGUGGAUGGGGAUUCAUCUGCGCCGGAACUAUAAUGGCGUAUGUUCUGCUGGAUCCCGUGGAGGGUGCUGAUAUCGAAAAAGUUAUUGGUGAUGACGACUCCGCCUUUAAGAAAUCCCUCUAUGUAAACCCCAGAUUUCAGAAACAUAUGGAAGUGCUAUUGCCAUGGCUCCAACAUCGUGGGGCUAUGGAAUAAGAGUUAUAAGUCUUCCAACUUAAUAAAUAAAUUAAAACAUAAUGAAA
This is a messenger RNA of Drosophila subpulchrella, 1327 nucleotides long. RefSeq lists its product as uncharacterized. The record is from RefSeq and is a predicted model, not a curated record. The transcript is spliced from 4 exons. NCBI's taxonomy places the organism in Eukaryota, Metazoa, Arthropoda, Insecta, Diptera, Drosophilidae. Bases 36 to 1280 code for a protein of 414 amino acids.